AUGAGAAUCUAUUAUCUCCUCUUCGUGCUGUCCUUCCUGUUCUUGAUGCCAGUUCCAGGAAACGGAGGAAUUAUCAGCCUACUGCAGAGGCAGUUUUGCAGCUUAAGAAGCGGCCGGUGCGCUCUGCUGAGCUGCCUCCCAAGGGAAGAACAGAUCGGCCACUGCUCUCUCACGGGCCGCAAGUGCUGCCGAAGAAGAAAGAAAUAAAAGCAUACAGACACCUGCGGGGAGCAGUGUAGAGUGUUGUAAGAGGCCUCCUGGAAGUUUGUAGAAGCAAAAUCAAAUUAAAUAUUUUUCUCAAAAGAA
Molecule: messenger RNA, 306 nt
Organism: Suricata suricatta (meerkat)
Lineage: Eukaryota; Metazoa; Chordata; Mammalia; Carnivora; Herpestidae
Product: beta-defensin 103A-like
Exons: 2
Coding region: 1-207 (68 amino acids)
Biological process (GO): defense response to bacterium; cell chemotaxis
Cellular component (GO): extracellular region
Molecular function (GO): chemoattractant activity; CCR6 chemokine receptor binding
Source: RefSeq, a predicted model, not a curated record